AUGGAGUCGACGUGCGUGUCGUGCGGCGAGUGCCCGGUGAUUCCGGAACCGGCCUCGGGCGUGCUCGUCUGCACCGCCUGCGGCGUCGUCCACGACGCCGACGCCGACGAGUUCGUCAACUCCACCUGCUUCACCGAGGGCGGGGAACUCGACCGUCGCGCCGCCACCAUCGUCCACCACAGCUCCCAGUCCCCCUACCUCGACCACAAACUCUACGCCGCCUCCGAUGUCAUCACCUCCAUGGCCGCCCGCUUCUCACUCUCGGCCAGCCGCGUCGACGAGGUCCUCAGAAUAGCCCAAUCCGCCACCGACAGGAAUCUCGCCUGCCUGGGCACUGCCUUUCUCCCUGCGCUCGCAGCCGCCUGCACCUUGCUCGUCGCGCGAUCCCACCGCCUUCCGAUCUCCUUCGCCGAGGCCGCUGAGGCCGCGGCCUGCACCACGUUCGCGCUCGCUAACCUCGUGUACCGCAUCGCCUCCCAACUCUACCUCCCUCCCCUCCCGUCCUUUGACUACUCCGCCGCGCUCGAACGCGCGGUGGAACGCUCAGGCAAGCUCACCGAAGCUGCGGGUGAGAAGAGGGAUGCCAUCCUUUCCCAAGCCCGAUUUCUCCUCUGCUGCGCCUCCAAGUGGUCGCUCACGACCGGAAGGCACCCGCUCCCACUUGUCGAUGGCGUGAUAGCUUUCGCGGCAGAGCUGAACAAGGUCACCUCUGUCUCUGUGGAAGAUAUUGCCCUGGAUAUUUCGGCGGUGCCGCACACCAGCCGCCUCCGAUACAACGAACUUGUUGCUGCGCUGGUGGGUGCCGCGCAGAAGUUGCUUCCGUGGGGCUCCGACGUCAAUACCAGAAACCUUCAGUUAAGUGCCCCCAGCCUGCUGCAGCUCAUGCAGAUGCAGUCACAGUCCGGCCAGUCGGAACAGUUUCAAGAGUGCUUCCGUCCAGACAUUGCCAGCACUGUGAAGGAGUACUCAUCUGUUGACUUGGACGAAUCCAAGUACUUCCAGAUUGACCCCCUUGAUGUUGAUGAUUUCGAUUUCAAGAAUUAUGGGCAAGAGUUGAAGGAACCAGAGGAUUUGAAGAUCUUAGAGGGAUGCAUGUCAGAUACUUACCAGAAUAUCUUGAAGAGGAUUGCUCAGCUAAAGGAACUUGGGAACUUUGGUAAAGUUCCUAGCAGGAGGAAGCGGUGGAAGAGAGAGUUGGAGCUGGAACCAUGGGAUAAUGCCCAGACCAAGAACAAACCCCUCGAGGAGGAAGCAGAUAUUGACAUUGGCUAUGAUGCACCUCCUCCAUCCUUUACUGCUGGAGUGGAUUUGCAGAAGCGGAGGCGAACACGGAUUGAAGCUGCUAAGUGUCGGAUCAAUGAAAUUAUGAAGGCUCCUGCUACUCGUAUUGCAAAUGCAAUUGAUUCACCGUCUGCUCUUGGACAUGAAGAUGUCUGUCCACCACAAAAAAAUAUCAGGAAAAAUCAAUGGCGAAAGAGACGAAAUGAAAAGGAUCAUCUGAGAGAGAUUUCAAAUGCUCCGGACUGUGUGAAGAAGAGAAAGAAAAGAGACUCAUGUAAUGUUAUUGACUGGGAAGAUUGUGUCAUUGAGCUCCUGUUAUUACAUGGUGCAAAUGAAGCAGAGAUAGAACAAGGCCAGUACAAAAGAUUGUUGGAGCUGCGUGUCUUCAGUGCAUAA
Triticum turgidum subsp. durum (durum wheat) is the source of this 1677-nucleotide messenger RNA. The record is from the annotation of a GenBank genome assembly. Lineage: Eukaryota; Viridiplantae; Streptophyta; Magnoliopsida; Poales; Poaceae.